AUUGAGGAGAGGCCGCUGGAGACCCCGGACGACUGGACAGAAUUCCAGUUGAAGCGGGCGGAAUAUCAGACACUGAUUGAUACCUUCUCCGAGUACGGUUCAACACAGAACCGAGACAACACCUUCCAACCGCACCACUCCCUCCACCGACCCGUAGCACCGUCUGACAUCACGCUUUCCGCCCUCAUCGCGUCCGGGGCCCACUUUGGUCACUCGGAGACACGCAUGAACCCUAACUUCAUCCCGUAUGCCUACGGUGUCCGCGCAGGCAUCACCAUCAUCGACCUCGACCACACCCUCCCUCUCCUCCGACGUGCCGCGCAGGUCGUACGAGGUGUCGCUGCACGCGGAGGGUCCAUCGUCUUCGUCGGCACGCGGUCGGACCUCCGGCCAGCCGUACGUCUCGCGGCGGAACGUUUGGGCAAGCAGGGCUACCACGUUGGCGAGCGUUGGCUGCCAGGUACGCUGACGAAUAGGGUCCACAUGUUCGGCCCCGACGUUGCGAAGGAUGAGCAGGUCGUCCCCGACCUCGUCAUCUUCCUCAAUCCCAUCCCCAACAUCCACGCCAUACGAGAGUGCGCUCUCGAGCAUGUACCUACCAUCGGUAUCGUCGACUCGAACGUCGACCCUCGGGUUGUCAUGUACCCCAUUCCGGCCAACGACGAGAGCACACGGACAGCAGAGCUCAUCGCGGGACUUCUCAGCGUAGCGGGUCGAGAAGGUGUCGCGCUCUACGAGGAGGAGCAGGCAAAGGCUGCA
Molecule: messenger RNA, 759 nt
Organism: Dichomitus squalens LYAD-421 SS1
Lineage: Eukaryota; Fungi; Basidiomycota; Agaricomycetes; Polyporales; Polyporaceae
Product: mitochondrial ribosomal protein subunit S2
Exons: 2
Biological process (GO): translation
Cellular component (GO): mitochondrial small ribosomal subunit; ribosome
Molecular function (GO): structural constituent of ribosome
Source: RefSeq, a predicted model, not a curated record